Paramecium octaurelia is the source of this 1907-nucleotide messenger RNA. NCBI's taxonomy places the organism in Eukaryota, Ciliophora, Oligohymenophorea, Peniculida, Parameciidae. The record is from the annotation of a GenBank genome assembly.
AAAAAAUGCCUCCCAAAAGAGCGUAAUCAAAAGCUAAGAAGGUAAUUCCUGUGGUGACAGCAAAAGGAAAGAAAGAUGCAAAAGCUGCAUAGAAAAAUGCGUAAUAUAGAUUUAAUAAAAUAUAGUAAGGUGGUAGCAAAAUAGACACCGAAAAGUGUAUCUACAGACAGGAAAGGAUCAAGUGUAAAGUCGUUGGGUCUUGCCCCACCUGCAAAAUCAGCAACAAAGAAUAAUGCAAAAUAAACAUCUGUAUCCAAAAAGGAUGCUACAGCCACUCCAGCAAAGAAAGAUAUUCCAGAUAAGAAAAAGGCAUAAAAGAAAUCACCAUCUCCUCCUCCAAAAAAAAAGGUUGAAAAAGAGAAAACAGAAUUGAAGAAAAUUACAUUUAGUGGUUCUGCUCCUGUUGAUGAAUUUGUUGCACAAAAGGAGACUUACGUUGUAUAUGAAUAAGGCGGUAAGAUUUAUGAUUGUGCGAUGAAUCAAACGAAUAUUAUGGAAGAUAAUAAUAAUAAUAAGUUUUAUUUUGUUUAACUAUUGAAAAAGAAGAAUGAAAGUAAAUAUGAAAAUGAAUAAAUUUAGACGCUUAUUUUGUAUUCACUAGAUGGGGAAGAGUUGGUUAAAUUGGAUAAUAGGCCUUGUAACCAUGUUAAGGCGAUUUAUCCUCAGCAAUUAGCUAAUACUAGAAGAAGAUUCACGAGAAGAGUGUUAAAGGAGAUUAUCGUAUUUUGGAGAAGGAUUAUUCAGGAGAAAAUGAUCCAAAGGCUUUGGAGAAAUUGGAGAAGUUGAGAGAGUAGAAAGAGAAAGAAUCAUUCAAUAAAAGCAAGUUGCAUUAGAGAGUAAAAGAGUUGAUAAGGUUGAUCUUUGAUAUGAAAAUGAUGAAUAAUCAAAUGAGAGAGUAAGAAUGUAUUUCUAAAGUAGAAUUGGUUAUGAUGCAAAGAAGAUGCCAUUGGGUAAAUUAGCAGCAACAACCAUCAAAAAAGGAUUUGAUGUUUUGAAGUAGAUCUAAGAUGAAUUGGAUAAAAAGAACACUAAUGUUGUAGAGUUACAAAGACUCACGAGUGAAUUUUAUAGUUAGAUUCCACAUGAUUUUGGUAUGAAUAAAGCUCCUUUGAUUGAUACAAAGGAAAAAGUGAAGGCUAAACUGGAAAUGUUGGAAGCCAUUUAACACAUUUAAGUGGCAACCAAAAUUUUGGAGGAGAGCAAAGAUGAUAAUAAUAUGAUAGAUGAGAACUAUAAAAAACUUAACAUAGAUUUAAAAUAUUUGGAUCAUAAUAGUGAGAAGGUUAAAUUAAUCAAGAAAUUCAUACAAAAUACAUAGGGAUAUUAUAAAUUGGAGGUCGAAGAUGUCUUUGAAUUGACAAAAGAUUAAGAUGAUAAGAGAUUCAAGAAGGAUCUUGGAAAUAGAAUGCUUUUAUGGCAUGGAUCUCGUUUAACUAACUUUGUGGGUAUCUUGGGACAAGGUUUAAGAAUAGCUCCUCCUGAAGCUCCAGUUACUGGUUAUAGAUUUGGAAAGGUAAUCUAUUUAAUAUAUAUAAUUAAAGGGAGUCUAUUUGGCAGAUGUGGUUGAAAAAUCAGCAGGUUAUUGUUGUCCAGAUCCAACAACAAAAACUGGGUUGAUUUUGCUAUGUGAUGUUGCAUUGGGAAAUCCAAAUAUAAAAUUGGAUUCUGAUUAUAAUGCUAGCAAUCUUCCUAAGGGAAAGCAUUGCACUUGGGGUAAAGCUAGAAGUUACCCUCCUGAAAAGUCAUAUGUGGAAAUGCCUGGGUUACCUGGAGUGAAAGUCCCAAUAGGUAAGCCAGAGCCUUCAGAUGUUGAGAAGAAGUCAGGGUUGUGGCAUAAUGAAUUUAUAGUGUAUGAUGUUGCUUAGGUGAGACUUAAGUAUUUGAUCAAGAUGAAGUGGUAAAAUUGA